CCCUGGAGAUCGAUCCGACAACUUAGCUGCAGAGUGCCUGAACAGGUGAACUGUAGCUAGCGCCGGUGGAGGGCAGGCAAGUGGUUCACGUCAAUCAGGGCGCUAUGGCGGGUGCUGCUAAACCAAUUGUCCUCACGCAGUCUACGGAGGGAUUAGACAAGGCCGUCCUGAAGAACGCAGAUGGAACAACGGCAGAGGUCUACCUCCACGGUGGUCACGUGACGUCGUGGGUGUCUGGGUCUAAGAAAGAGGAGCUGCUGUUCGUCAGCGAAAAGGCCAUCUUCAAGCCCCCCAAGGCCAUCCGCGGCGGCAUCCCCGUGUGCUUCCCCCAGUUCAGCGACUUUGGCCCCCUUGGCCAGCACGGCUUUGCGCGCAACCAGCUGUGGGCGGUGGACACGCUCGAGGAGAGCCUGGACGGAGCGACGCUCACGCUGCUCCUGAGAUCAGGCCAGGAGGAGCUCCAGAAGUGGCCGCACAAGUUUGAGCUGCGGAUGCGGGUGCAGAUUGCCACGAACGGAAAUCUGGUUGUGCAGCCGUCCGUCAAGAACAUUGGCAUCGAGGACUUCACCUUCACAUUUGCUCUUCACACCUACUUCGCAGUCUCAGACAUCAGCAACGUGGAGGUAACGGGCGUGCAGGGCCUGGAGUACCUGGAGAGUCUGGUCACGCCGCGGCGGAAGGAAAAGGAGGAGCGGAGCGCUGUCGACUUCAAGGGAGAGGUGGACCGCAUCUACCUGAACACGCCGGACGAGCUGCGGAUCGUGGACCGGGGCAACAGGACCAUCACGCUCAAAAAGACCGGCCUGCCCGACGCUAUCGUUUGGAACCCCUGGAUUGAGAAGGCCAAGGCGACCGCUGACCUGGGCGACGAGGAGUACCACCAGUUUGUGUGCGUGGAAGCGGCGGUGGUCGGGGACCCGGUCACGCUGCAACCGGGGCAGACCUGGACCGCCCAACAGGUGCUGUCGGUCUCGUGACCGCUUUGCGACUGCAGGAUACUUGAGAUCAGUCUAUAGCACAAACACAGGUUUUUGCUUUGGGGUUUUGCUACAAUCACGAGCCGCAUCUUGACCGAAGGUAAGCGGAGAAAGGUUGCGACCGGCAAUCUCGGCUUAGCGAACCCCUCGUUACAUUGCACGACCCUCCUCCUGCAAUGAAGGUCCUCAACUCCGUUGAUUUAGAACACCAAUGACAGUUGCGGGGCGAGAUCAAGCGUAAACAUUCCUUCCGAAGCCUAAGACCGUACAAGUUCCGCACGUUGUAUAGUAGAAGAUAGGAAUCUUCGGGACUCAUCUUGCCACAAUCCGACCACAAGCUGUUGCUUCAUAUGCCUCUAUGUUGCUGCAGCGGCCUUCAAGUUGUGGACACCAGUUUAAUUAUGGGCUUAAUGUAACUAGUAACUAGUGCGUCUGCGGCUUUCUGUAUGCAACUCGGAUAUUUCUAUAUUCUGUUGAUCCGUGCAUUGGCUCG
Molecule: messenger RNA, 1470 nt
Organism: Klebsormidium nitens
Lineage: Eukaryota; Viridiplantae; Streptophyta; Klebsormidiophyceae; Klebsormidiales; Klebsormidiaceae
Source: the annotation of a GenBank genome assembly